Balaenoptera musculus (blue whale) is the source of this 1597-nucleotide messenger RNA. RefSeq names its product E74 like ETS transcription factor 5 (gene ELF5). Gene Ontology annotation, cellular component: nucleus. The transcript has 7 exons. Gene Ontology annotation, molecular function: DNA-binding transcription factor activity, RNA polymerase II-specific; sequence-specific DNA binding. Bases 342 to 1169 code for a protein of 275 amino acids. Lineage: Eukaryota; Metazoa; Chordata; Mammalia; Artiodactyla; Balaenopteridae. Gene Ontology annotation, biological process: cell differentiation; regulation of transcription by RNA polymerase II. The record is from RefSeq and is a predicted model, not a curated record.
ACAUUUCUCCGUGUCUCCUCCGGACGCCACACCUCACCUCCCCAGGAGCAGCCCUGCAGCCUGCUCAGACCUCAGCAACGCUGGGCGAGGGAGCAGGCGUCUCUCUUUUUCAUAGCUCCCAUCAAAACAGGAGACUUGCCUGACCUUCAUUCGGCUCGCACCUGGGCACUGUGGAGGUGGGAGGGCCACCUGCCACCUGCCAUUCUGGGGCCCUGCUGCAUGUGGGAGGCUGCUCAGGGCUGGGGCACCCAGAGGGGGUGUCACCGGCCUGCAGGCAGCCAUGCAGUGGCCUUCUUGCUGAGGAGGGGCCUGCCCAACCGGGGCCUUCUCGGGGCCGAGUGAUGGCCACGUCGGAGGACCAGAGCCCGGCCCAGCCCGGUGGGAUGAGCAAGCAGAGGGUGAUGUUGGACUCAGUGGCACACAGCACCUUCCUGCCCAACGCGUCCUUCUGCGACCCCCUGAUGUCGUGGACUGACCUGUUCAGCAAUGAAGAGUAUUAUCCUGCCUUUGAGCAUCAGACAGCCUGUGACUCCUACUGGACGUCUGUCCACCCUGAGUACUGGACAAAGCGCCACGUCUGGGAAUGGCUCCAGUUCUGCUGCGACCAGUAUAAGCUGGAUGCCAACUGCAUCUCCUUCUGCCACUUCAACAUCAGCGGCCUGCAGCUGUGCAGUAUGACACAGGAGGAGUUCAUCGAGGCAGCUGGUGUCUGCGGGGAGUACCUGUACUUCAUCCUCCAGAACAUGCGCUCGCAAGGUUACUCCUUUUUUAAUGACCCUGAAGAGACCAAGGCCACCAUCAAAGACUACGCUGUUUCCAGUUGUUUGAAAACAAGUGGCAUCAAAAGUCAAGACUGUCACAGUCAUAGUCGAACAAGCCUCCAGAGCUCUCACCUAUGGGAAUUUGUGCGAGACCUGCUUCUAUCUCCUGAGGAAAACUGUGGCAUUCUGGAAUGGGAAGAUAGGGAACAAGGUAUUUUUCGGGUGGUUAAAUCAGAAGCCCUGGCAAAGAUGUGGGGACAAAGGAAGAGAAAUGACAGAAUGACGUAUGAGAAGUUGAGCAGAGCUCUGAGGUACUACUAUAAAACAGGAAUUCUGGAACGGGUCGACCGAAGAUUAGUAUACAAAUUUGGAAAAAACGCACACGGGUGGCAGGAAGACAAGCUAUGAUCUGCUCCAUCAUCAAGCUCAUUUUAUGGAUUUCUGUCUUUUAAAACAAUAGAUUGCAAUAGACAUUGAAAGUUCACUUUUUUAAAAGCCUGCAAACGUGCUGAUAAAAUUUCUCCACAUCUCAGCUUACAUUUGGAUACAGAGUUGUUGUUGUCUACUUGGGGGUGAUGACAGCAACCCUUAAGAAAUUCCUUUUUUUUUUUUUUUUUUACCCGAGGGGAGGAGGGGAUGAUCUUUUGUGGUACCCUGAUCAAACAUCACUUCCCUAAUGAAGAGUUGCAGAACCACAAUGCCCCGUGCCAUCGUGCUGCUCAGAGAAAAAGGAUCCAGUUCUGCCAUUAGAGGCUCAUCCGGUGCUCCCAUUCCAAAGGCUCAAAAGUUUUCACAUAGUUAACUCUGUGGCAGCUCACAAAGCAAAAAAAAAAAAA